This is a messenger RNA of Sabethes cyaneus, 1550 nucleotides long. RefSeq names its product 4-aminobutyrate aminotransferase, mitochondrial (gene Gabat). The record is from RefSeq and is a predicted model, not a curated record. Gene Ontology annotation, molecular function: pyridoxal phosphate binding. Gene Ontology annotation, cellular component: mitochondrion. The transcript has 6 exons. Gene Ontology annotation, biological process: GABA catabolic process. NCBI's taxonomy places the organism in Eukaryota, Metazoa, Arthropoda, Insecta, Diptera, Culicidae. Bases 63 to 1550 code for a protein of 495 amino acids.
UUGUGGUUUUGGUGGAUAAUAAAACGUGGUAAAUCUUUUAAUAUAAUACUACAUCGAAAAGCAUGUGGUUGAAGACGCUUAGUGCUGUUGCGAUUCAGGCAGAGUCUCGAACACAGAAUACCUUGCAAAAAUUAUGUCGAACAUUUGCAACUCAGCUGAAUGAGCCGCAAGGACCAAUUGUCAAGACUGAAGUACCCGGCCCUAAAUCGAAAGCCUUGUUGCAGAAACUAAACUCAUUGCAGAAUGCGGGUUCGGUGCAGCUGUUUGCCGACUAUGACCGGUCUGUCGGCAACUAUCUGCAGGAUGUCGAUGGAAACGUACUGCUGGACAUAUAUAUGCAAAUUUCUUCCAUGCCGUUAGGAUACAAUCAUGGAAAACUGCUAGAAGUAUUUCAGAAUGAUCAUAACCUUAAGACUCUCAUCAAUCGCCCCGCGUUAGGAGUUUUCCCAGCAGAAGAAUGGCCGACCAAACUGCAAAGUGUGCUGAUGUCAGUAGCCCCAACUGGCGUCGAUCACGUCACUACAAUGAUGUGCGGUUCGUGUUCGAAUGAAAAUGCUUUUAAGAAUAUUUUUAUCUGGUAUCAAGCUAAGCAGCGCGGGGAUGUAAAAACAUUUUCGGAAAAGGAAAUCCAAUCUUGUAUGAUCAAUCAAGUUCCCGGUGCUCCGAAGCUCAGCAUUCUGAGCUUCUACGGAGCUUUCCAUGGCCGUACGCUGGGUUGCUUGUCGACCACCCACUCGAAGUAUAUACAUAAGAUUGAUAUUCCGUCGUUCGACUGGCCGAUCGCUCCUUUCCCCAAGUAUCGAUAUCCUCUAGAGGAGAACGUGCGUGAAAAUGCUCAAGAAGACGCUCGUUGCUUGGCGGAAGUGGAACAACUAAUUGAAAACUAUGCAAAGAAAGGAAUUCCAGUUGCUGGUAUAAUUGUCGAACCCAUUCAAAGUGAAGGAGGAGAUAAUGAAGCUUCGCCUGAGUUCUUCCAGAAUUUGCAGAAACUAGCCAAAAAGCAUGGAAGUGCUUUGUUGAUGGAUGAGGUGCAAACUGGUGGUGGACCGACCGGUAAGUUAUGGUGCCAUGAGUAUUUCAAUUUGGAAAGUCCCCCGGAUGUGGUGACCUUCAGCAAAAAAAUGCAACUGGGUGGGUACUAUCAUGGAUCUCACAUGAAACCGGCUCAACCGUACCGUGUGUUCAACACAUGGAUGGGUGACCCAAGUAAAUUGCUACUGUUGGAAUCGAUUCUCAAAGUCAUCAAGCAGGAUUCGUUAUUAGAAAAUGUUAAUAAAAGUGGUGCUAAACUGAAGCAAGGGUUGAUCCAGGCUCAGAACGCUUAUCCGCAACUGCUCAACUCUGCCAGAGGUAGAGGAACAUUUUUGGCUAUCAAUUGUGCUAGUACAAAACUGCGAGAUGAUAUUGUAGCAGCUUUAAAGCAGAAAGGCAUACUUUCUGGAGGAUGCGGAGAAAUCGGGAUCCGCUUUAGACCUGCGCUCGUGUUCCAGGAGAAACACGUCGACAUAUUCCUCGAUAAAUUUAACCAGGUAUUGAAGGAGCUUAAAUAA